Molecule: messenger RNA, 1484 nt
Organism: Python bivittatus (Burmese python)
Lineage: Eukaryota; Metazoa; Chordata; Lepidosauria; Squamata; Pythonidae
Source: RefSeq, a predicted model, not a curated record
CAAAGUGUCACCUUCAUUUCUCUCCCUAGGAUGUCGAGUUCGGGGGGGGGGGUCUGCAGGAGUUGGUCAAAAAAGUCAAAGUCGUAGCAGCAAAAGUGCAAAAUCUGCCUGUUCGUUGUGGGGUUUUUGUGGGCAUUGCAAACUGUGCAGAAGGCAGUCUCUUUCACAAGUCAAAAAUGAAUAAAAAUGGCAUUCCCACAAACGGGCCAACCGCUUGAAAAAGGGACUGAAACCAAUUGGGGGGGGGUGUCCCGGCUGACUCAUAAUACAUUCAAAUCGAAUCAAAUCUUUAUCACGGUCACAGACCAGCAUAAUGGUCACACGUUAAACGGAGGGGCUAACUCAAGCCUCCCUGUCCAGGAGCAGUCUACCGCGCCAAAUACCGCCCUGCUUUCUCUCUGCCUGGCGUGAAUUCGUCGGCUUUUCUAAGGACUUCUCCCCUCCCCGCCGUUGGAUCGGGGUCUUCCCCCGGGGUGCAAUUUUCUUGGAUAGAGCACUUGAUUCCGAGGGUUGGGCUGGAGAUGAGGGGAGGACGACCCAUGGGGACCGGAGGAGCGAGGCAAGAAUAGUGACUUGCUUUGUCCAUCAAAUUGUUCUGCUGCCUUGAUCAAUUCUAAUAAUAACCAAAGAAUUGCUAUUAGAUAUUAGAAGGGCUGGGGGGCGCCCGUCAAAAAUCAAGCCUCAUUGGACCGGUCGCCAGCUCCGACCCAGCGGGAUAUUGCUUGCAGCCACCGCUGGGCCUCGUCCAAAGCGACGGAUGAAUUGAACGGCACGGCUGAAUUCUUCUCCUCUGCCAAAUUGCAAAUGCGUUAAAACCUCCGGAGACCAUCUGAUUGGCAGCCCCUUGCUGAAGCAGCCCCCUCCCCCGAAAUCCGGGCCACUCACCCGCCCGAACAUCCUUUGCUGGUCUGGCUCCCUUCCACCCCCGCUAGAAGCUCAUUCCCCAGGAAACCAAGUUUGGGGGUGCUUCGUCUUCCGCACUUGAAGCCCCCCCCCCGGCGGCUGGCGUGGGCUGCCAGAGAAACACUGCCAGAUGCACCCUCUUGCGUGAAGCCAGCGAGGAACCUUCCAGCUUCAGCACUGUGGACAGCUCCCGGGGGCGCCGAGACGUUGCUCUCCCGUCAAACUGGUGAGGUCAACCAUGGAGCGGGUCCGCUGGAGCACGGUGGCCCUUCUCUUCUGCCUGUUCUUACUGGCCCAAGGAGAGCCGGCUGGCCAAGCGCUCCAAGAACUGCCGCUUAAACACACGUACCCGGUGCACGAGAAGGAGCUGCUGGAAGAACUCCAGGAGGUGCUGGAGAAGCUGCAGCAUAAGAAGGUUUCUCCUUGGGAGAAGAAAUUCAACCAAGUGCCCAAGUGCUCCUUCGGCGACCCCUGCGCCAUCCGAAAAGGCGCCCGCAUCGGCAAGCUGUGCGACUGCCCCCGCAGAGCGGCCUGCAACGCCUUCCUCCUCAAAUGCUUGUGAUGCACGAUUCUCGGCCCGU